UGGGGCACUAGGCUUUAAAAGUGUCAGUGAUCAACACACUUUCACUCUGGAAAUAUCUUUUCCUUUUUUUUUUUUAAUUUUUUUUUUCCUCUAGAGAAUUUUCUUCAAGUUUCAGACCACAUACUACUCUCCUCUCCGGUUCAGUUAUAAGUGUUUGAAGAAGAAAAGGAAAUUCAAAUUUCCUUGGAUUACUAGUAUUGCACAAGAAUGGCAACUAAUGAUAGCAUGUGCUUGGAUGAGAAGAAGAAGAAGAGAUCUAGGGUGGUAGUGGUUGCUGAUAGAACUACCAGAUCAAGAGAAGAGGCAGAUAGAUCCAACUCCUCAAGGCUAUCAGAUGAAGAGGAGUUGCAAAAUGCUGCUCCUCCUGCCCAAGAUCAGCUGGUUGAGGAACUGAAGGGUGAGAUAGAGAAGCUUCAAGCAAGGGUUAGGAAAUUAGAGAAACAGGUUGAUGAGAAAGCUGAAUUAGGAACGGAAGUGGAGAUAUUGAAAGAACAGGUAGAUGAAUUAACAGGAAGUGUUGAGAGUCUGGAAGAUCUUAACCAAGUCUUAACUGUCCAAGAACUUCAGCACAAUGAUGAGUUACAAGAAGCUCGGAAAGUACUAAUUCAAGAAAUUGGAGAAAGUUCAUGCACUGCCACUGAAUUGCAGGAAAUUGGAGAAAGUUCAUCAAAUUCUCAGUGUCUCGUUGGGAUUAAGAGAAUGGGAGAAUUACAUUCAAAGCCAUUUUGUGAUGCAUUAAAAGACAUUUGUAGCUCAUCUUCAGAGGAUCGAUUUUCCGAUCAAUCUGUCCUGCUUUGCAACUUUUGGGAGCAAAUGCUCAAAGACCCCCUUUGGCAUCCAUUUAAAGUUGCCCUUGUUGAUGGCAAACAUCAGGAGUUGCUCGAUGAGGAGGAUAAAUUAUUGAAAGGUUUGAAGAAUGCAUGGGGGGAGGAAGCAUAUUCUACAGUUGUGAAUGCACUUAUGGAGCUCAAUGAGUAUAACCCAAACGGCAGAUAUCCAGUUCAGGAGCUUUGGAACUUUGAGGAGAACAGGAGAGCUACUGUGAGUGAAGGAGUUGAGGAACUUGCUGAUCGCUUGAGAAUGUAUCAUCCUGCCAACUAUCCCACGGGAAGAAAUCUGGAAAAAACAGGAAAGAAAGCUUAGCUGCAAGAAAGUCUUCCCAUUACAGUAACUCUCUUUUGCUUCAAAUCUCUUAGAGUUUGAAUCAGUUGUGUGUUUGCUAGAUCAAAUUAAUAGUUAAGCUUGUUAUUUGAACCAGUUGGUAGUUUUAUGUUCAUGUAGGGAUUCGAUUUUAGUUUCUUGGUUUCUUGGGGAAAACCAUAUUUAAGUUGAUUUGACUGAUUUCAAGCUCAGUUUAUAUAUCAUAUUUAUUGGAUUUCA
This is a messenger RNA of Papaver somniferum (opium poppy), 1380 nucleotides long. RefSeq names its product factor of DNA methylation 3-like. The transcript is spliced from 5 exons. The record is from RefSeq and is a predicted model, not a curated record. The coding region runs from base 208 to 1143 and encodes 311 amino acids. Lineage: Eukaryota; Viridiplantae; Streptophyta; Magnoliopsida; Ranunculales; Papaveraceae. Gene Ontology annotation, biological process: gene silencing by siRNA-directed DNA methylation.